Messenger RNA from Diabrotica virgifera virgifera (western corn rootworm), 1271 nucleotides. RefSeq lists its product as uncharacterized. The coding region runs from base 435 to 743 and encodes 102 amino acids. The record is from RefSeq and is a predicted model, not a curated record. The transcript is spliced from 2 exons. NCBI's taxonomy places the organism in Eukaryota, Metazoa, Arthropoda, Insecta, Coleoptera, Chrysomelidae.
UCUUGGUUCAUUCUUGACUUCAAAAAAAGCAAGCCGGCUUUUUUCCACUUGUUUUUUAUAUAUGACUGUUACCACAUGGUCUUGUCUUUGGCUGUACUAAAGUUUUUUAAAUAUUAACUAUACACUUAAAUGUUAUAUACUUUUACAUUACGUUGGUUCAUGGAUAAGGUUUUUUUACUAUGUACAUCUUAUCGUUUGCUACAUGUCUUUUUAAGGUAACGCUAGUGCUUGUUUACCUCUCUUUUGGAUGUUGUCUCUUAUACCACUCUUUUUGUAGAUGAACUGAUGAUGUCUACUGAGCAGUAGACGAAACGUCUUCAAUAAAUAGAUGAAGUAGCUGAAUUCUUUGUCUCUUUUUUCACCCACUUGACCGAUAAAACCCUACACUUACGAGUGCUCCUUUGUUAUAUUGGAAUUGACGGUCGUACUCCUUUAUGAUGUCUUCUGUUACAGAGGGUUUUUACGCUAAUACCAGGCGCAUCCAUGGGGAACUACCAGUGAAAAAGCUCAAGAGAUGGACCAAUCUGACCGAAAAACUAGCUACAGCUGAAGCAAGAAGAACUUUCCUUCUAGAGUGCAGGAGAACCAAGAAAAUUCCAAGAUUUAUCACAGAUACCACUUCUAACAUACUUACUACUACCACAGGAACCCACGAUCACACACUCCAACGCAGGAGCCAGGCUCUUAAUAGACAGAGGGUUUUUACGCUAAUACCAGGCGCAUCCAUGGGGAACUACCAGUGAAAAAGCUCAAGAGAUGGACCAAUCUGACCGAAAAACUAGCUACAGCUGAAGCAAGAAGAACUUUCCUUCUAGAGUGCAGGAGAACCAAGAAAAUUCCAAGAUUUAUCACAGAUACCACUUCUAACAUACUUACUACUACCACAGGAACCCACGAUCACACACUCCAACGCAGGAGCCAGGCUCUUAAUAGACAGGUGAGGGCACGAUUACUUAAUUUCCAUAUAUCGAAGGUUCAUUCAGAUAUUAAAUUCAUUUUUGGUCAAAUAAAUAAUGUCACUGAUUUCUUAGAUCACACUUUACCUGCAUCUUUGUUAGAUAGGUUUGAGACCUCUUUACACAAGAAAUUUAAUUUCGUUUAUAAAAAAACUAUUUUACAUCUUCAGAGUAAGCUUGAUAAAUUGGGUGCACCAGACUUCCACAAAAUUCCAUUUAAUCCUAAUUGGAUAAAGAAUCUUUCUAAUGUGGAUGUUCCUCAAAAUAUUCUAAAGCUACUAUCUUUGGGCCCUAAAUUUGGUCUGGAACCUACCU